Molecule: messenger RNA, 979 nt
Organism: Anopheles moucheti
Lineage: Eukaryota; Metazoa; Arthropoda; Insecta; Diptera; Culicidae
Exons: 2
Coding region: 5-979 (324 amino acids)
Source: RefSeq, a predicted model, not a curated record
UGAAAUGUUACCCGUAAAGCGUUCCAAACAAACUUUCCUUCUUGAAAAGAUCCAUGAAACUAGGGUAGCAACCCAGAUUCGUCAACAACAUGAUGCUCAAGAAGAAGUAACAAUUAAAUAUGAACUCGUUCCAGCCGAACCGGAAGAUAAACAAGAAGACGAUAUAUUGGUAGCUACUGGCGAUUCGCUUCACACCGAAUUGAAGAUGACUUGUUCCGACAGUGAAGAUUCAACCGGUGCAUCUACCGAUAGCCGUUGUUCUGUAUCCCAGACUAGCUACACCAACAGCUAUCCAGCAUCGACCGAAACGACGCAUAUGGCAAAAGCAAAGAGCGCAAUCCCUUCGAAAGAACCUUCGAUCUCAAAUGUACUGAACAUCUUGACAACGGUUUCAGAGAAUAUCAAGCAAAUGCAGGAAAAAACGGAAACCAUUCAAAAGGAGGUGGCAAGCAUUUCAAAUCGAUUGGCGCGGGUCGAAAGGAAAGUGGGCAUUUCGCUAGCAACGAUGGAGCAAGUGAAGGAUGUGGUAAUAACAGCCGAUGCAUGUUUCGGAACCGAUGCCAACACAGCAGCUGCGUUUAGUUUUGAACCGAUAAGCAGCGAAGAGGAGCUGAUGGAAUGCGAUUCGAAGCUUGGCAACGAUGAAGAAUAUUAUGCUAAUGUUAUAAAGUGGCUCAGACUGCAGAUCAACGUCCCAGACCCAGACAAUCGGUUGCAUCUAGCAAUGGAUUUGGUAUUCGAACGAUCUUUUUUACCUUUGUGCAGUUGGACUGGCAAUGGUAGGCCAGCGCCAAAAAUAGCUUUACGUGAACGGACGAACGUCCUGAAACUGUUUGCGGACAUCGGCAGCAAUCAGUACUUUAGCGUGAACGAAUUAUUCGUACAAAAAUUUUUCUUGAAAAAGCUGCCUCAUGCCAAAAAUAGAACUAAUUUGAUACAUGGUAGAGCUACAUCAUGCCAUAAGCGAAAAUCCACCUAA